CUUCCCGACUGUUCCAAACAGCCCAUAAAGGAGAGAACACUUCCCGGUCCUUCCUUCCUUCCUUCCCGUCCCCAAAGCCCGACUCGCAGAAGAAGAAAGACAAGACGAAGAAAGCAGUCGGCGGCGCGUCGGCCUCCUCGUCUCUCGCCGCUUCGGUAAUUCCGCAUUCCCUAACCGUCCCCCGCGAUCUCUCUCUGCAAAUUCGGUCGUUCCGAGAGGGGGGAAGAGAGGGAGAAGAGAGGGGAGGGGGAAAACAUGGACGAUGUAUCGGAUAAAGUGGCGUAUUUCCAGGCGAUCACCGGCCUCGACGACCCCGAUUUGUGCACCGAGAUCCUCCAGGCCCACGGCUGGGACCUCGAGCUCGCGAUCUCCUCCUUCACCGGCUCCAACCCCGACGACGACCCCCUCCUCCGGCCCCGGCCCCCGGCAGCUGGCGGCCGGGCCGCCGCCGCCCCCGCCCCGCCCACGCCCACGCCCAACGCCGGAGGGCCCAGCCUGACGUGGAGGAUCAUCACGUUGCCGGUCUCGGUGAUCUCCGGCGGCUUAGUGGUCUCCGGCGCGAUUGGGCUCGGGAUGUGGAUGGCGGGCGGCGUCCUGUCUUAUUCCCUCGGGAUGGUGGGGUUGGGCCCCGGCUCCGGACGCCGCGGCGGCGGCGGGGGUGAGGACUCGUCGCGGUUGGUCUCGCUGUCUGCAGCCGCGACCGAGGCGAUGGAGUUCGUGGCUUCUUUCGAGAGGGAGUACGCCGCGGCGGCAGGGAGGCCGAACUUCGUGUCCGAGGGUUUUAUGGAUGCGUUGCAGCGGUCGCGGAAUGCGUUCAAGUUGUUGUUCGUGUACUUGCACUCGCCGGAUCAUCCGGACACGCCGCUCUUCUGCGAGCAGACGUUGUGUAGUGAGGCGCUGGCGGCUUUCGUGAAUGAGAAUUUCGUCGCGUGGGGUGGGAGCAUCAGGGCCAGCGAAGGGUUUAAGAUGAGUAAUAGCUUGAAAGCAUCGCGGUUCCCCUUUUGCGCUGUGGUUAUGGCUGCCACUAAUCAGAGGAUUGCUUUGCUUCAACAGGUUGAGGGCCCAAAAUCACCUGAAGAAAUGCUUACAAUACUUCAGAGAGUGCUGGAAGAAAGUGGCCCCGUUCUUGUUUCAGCCAGACUUGAAGCGGAAGAAAGAAGGACUAACACGCGGUUGAGGGAGGAGCAAGAUGCCGCUUACAGAGCAGCUCUUGAAGCAGAUCAGGCUAGGGAACGGCAAAGAAGAGAGGAGCAAGAGCGUUUGGAGAGAGAAGCUGCUGAAGCUGAAAGGAAGCGCAAAGAGGAAGAAGAGGCUCGUGAAAGAGCAGAAUGUGAAGCUGCUGAGAAAGCGGCCGCGCUAGCUAAACUUCGGGAGGAGAAGGCCUUGUCUCUUGGGGCUGAACCCGAAAAGGGACCAAAUGUAACUCAAGUGUUGGUGCGAUUUCCUACUGGAGAACGUAAGGAGCGGAGAUUUCAGAGUGACACCACAAUACAGUCACUGUAUGAUUAUGUGGACUCUUUGGGUUGCUUGGAAAUGGGGAAUUACACCUUGGUCUCCAACUUCCCUCGCGUGUCCUAUGGUUCAGACAAGUUCUCAUUGUCGUUGAAGGAAGCAGGAUUGCAUCCUCAAGCCAGCCUUUUCGUGGAGCUAAACUCGUGAGGAGAACCUAAUAUCAUAUUAUGUGAUUAGUGACAGUCCCAAAAGAUAAUUGCAGUAGAAAACGUUAUAUCCCCAUGCUUUCCUCUUCCAAGUUGAUAGAUCUCACAUAGAUCUUUCUCUUUGCUUUUUCAUGUGCUCCUGUUUAUCGAUAAAUUUUCUGGUUCGAUCCAUCAGCUGCCAUCGACUGAAAUAAUGUUUGCUCUUGCUCCUUAAUUUGCACUGGGGAUUGCUGGUUAGCUUCUAUUGUCAUAUAGCAGGCAAAGAAUUAUCAUUAUAUCUUUCUGUCCAUCCAUUUCUUGAAUGCAAAAAAUCAAUCGAUGGUA
Messenger RNA from Eucalyptus grandis, 1982 nucleotides. RefSeq names its product plant UBX domain-containing protein 10. Gene Ontology annotation, molecular function: ubiquitin binding. NCBI's taxonomy places the organism in Eukaryota, Viridiplantae, Streptophyta, Magnoliopsida, Myrtales, Myrtaceae. Gene Ontology annotation, cellular component: endoplasmic reticulum. The record is from RefSeq and is a predicted model, not a curated record.